Molecule: messenger RNA, 1722 nt
Organism: Capronia coronata CBS 617.96
Lineage: Eukaryota; Fungi; Ascomycota; Eurotiomycetes; Chaetothyriales; Herpotrichiellaceae
Exons: 5
Coding region: 1-1722 (573 amino acids)
Biological process (GO): transmembrane transport
Molecular function (GO): transmembrane transporter activity
Source: RefSeq, a predicted model, not a curated record
AUGGCUUCCUCCGAGCUCAAAGACGACGGCACCGAACUCAAGUCUUACCCGCCUGCCACCGCACAAUCCUCAGCAGCAUACCCUACCGCCGACAGGCCUACAACGCCUGGAGAAGCCCCCAAGCCAGCAACCGGUCCGCCCCCAGCCUUCCAGAUCUCCUAUCCCAAUGGCCUCCUCCAGGCUGUCAUCCUCGUUGCCCUGCUCUUGGCUCAGUUCCUUGUGGCUCUGGACAUGAGCAUCAUCGCCACGGCAAUCCCUACCAUCACUGUCAAAUUCCACAGCGUCGAUCAGGUCGGAUGGUAUGGCUCCGCCUUCUUCGGGUGUCUGGCUGCCUUCCAGGCCUUCUGGGGCAAGGCAUACAAGUAUUUCUCGCUCAAAACUGUGUUCUUGACCUGCACCGUCAUCUUUGAGGUGGGAAGCAUGAUUGUUGCCCUGGCACAGAACAGUACCACCGUCAUCGUCGGUCGAGCCAUCCAAGGGUUAGGCGGCGCAGGCGUCACUGGCGGCUGUUAUGUCAUCUGCGCUUUCAUCACACCCCCAACGCGCCUCCCAGCAAUUAUGGGCAUCUUUGGCACAGUCUGGAGUUGCGCCUCUGUCCUCGGGCCUGUCCUUGGAGGUGUCUUCACCCAGGACGUGAGCUGGCGAUGGUGCUUCUGGAUCAACCUACCCAUUGGCGCUGUGACCAUGCUGGCUAUUGCGAUCUUUUUCAAAACCCCUGCUCAUUCAAGACUUGCAAAAGCCAACCCGAAAGACAUCCCUCUUGUCUUCGAUUUUCCUGGAAUCGCAUUCUUCUUGUGCUCGCUGGUCUGCCUCUGCCUGGCUCUACAGGAUGGCGAAGUCACAAGACCUUGGAAUUCCAGCGUACCUAUCGGCUUGCUGGUCGGGUUCGGACUGCUUCUGAUCGUGUUUGCCCUGAUUGAAUGGCAGCAAGGUGAUAGAGCCAUGAUCCCAUGGUCUAUUAUGUCACGCAGAAGCAUUGCUGUCUGUGCUAUCUUCAGCUUUCUCUCCAACGCAGCCGGUUUCGCCCGAGUCUACAAUCUUCCCAUCUAUUUCCAAGCUGUGCAAGGUGUCUCUCCUUCGGCCAGCGGUGUCCGCACAUUGCCAUCCGUUUUGUCCAUCUCGAUCUCGAGUCUUGUUUCUUCCAUACUCCUCGGCCGGGUUGGCUACUACCAGCCUUUCCUUUUGAUUGGUGGUGUUUUCAUGACGGUCGGUGCCGGUCUGAUCUACACGCUCGCAGUCCACUCUCCAGCUUCCCAAUAUAUCGGUUAUCAAAUCGUUGCUGGAAUUGGCAUGGGUCUUACCAUUCAAGUCCCUGCCAUCGUCGCCCAAAGUAUAUCUGAACGUAAGGAUUUGGCGGUUGCGGUCGCCAUCAGCUUGUUCUACCAAUUCGUAGGAGGAACAAUCGGAGUUUCUGCAGCUCAGAGCAUUAUGACAAACCAGCUACUCUCUGAUCUCCCUCGCCAUAAUCCAGCCAUCUCGCCCGCCAGGGUGUUAGCUGCUGGUGCUUCGGGCCUCCGUCGAGCCUUUCCAAACACAAAUGAUUUGUCAGCGGUGGUCAACGCUUACCUUUAUGGUCUCAAGAAGGCUUGGAUUUGGAGCAUCGCAUUAGCAGGCCUUGCUUUUUUGGUUGCGUUCCUUGCUGAGUGGAAGUCUAUCAAAGCCGAGGAUGUCAAUGCCCGCAAGGUGGCCAGGGCUCGGACUGAGGACCCUGCAUCAGCGUAG